AUGAGGGAGCAUGUGACGAUGGUUACAGAUCCAAACAACAUUGGCGACCCGUUUGCUAGUCGCGCCUGGGGCGUGGAUCCCGAGGACUACAGCCGCUUGGCUCCUGUUGGUUGUAAGGGCGAGCUUCUAUUAUCAGGUCCAACACUUGCUUGCCGCUAUUUAAACGAUGACGAAGUAGCCAACCAGCAUUCAUCAGUGGAAGUACAUUCUCGUGGGCAUUACCUGGCGAAAGUCGAUUUUAUGCCACGGGAGAUAUUGUGA
Molecule: messenger RNA, 261 nt
Organism: Metarhizium robertsii ARSEF 23
Lineage: Eukaryota; Fungi; Ascomycota; Sordariomycetes; Hypocreales; Clavicipitaceae
Product: ATP-dependent DNA helicase PIF1
Exons: 1
Coding region: 1-261 (86 amino acids)
Source: RefSeq, a predicted model, not a curated record